Molecule: messenger RNA, 4129 nt
Organism: Lucilia sericata (common green bottle fly)
Lineage: Eukaryota; Metazoa; Arthropoda; Insecta; Diptera; Calliphoridae
Product: indole-3-acetaldehyde oxidase-like
Exons: 8
Coding region: 174-3956 (1260 amino acids)
Molecular function (GO): FAD binding; iron ion binding; 2 iron, 2 sulfur cluster binding
Source: RefSeq, a predicted model, not a curated record
UUUUAGCAGUAGCUCUUUUUUAACUGCAAUACAGUCGAUCAUUCAGUUUCACAGUAAAUGUCACUGAAACAGGUCUUCAAAUAAAAUUACUUCGGAAAAAUUUGUUACAAUAUAUUUCAAUUUUUCAAAGUGAAUCUUAAAAAAAACAAUUACUAAUAUAAAAAAUCUACAAUAUGACGACGAGUUUUAAAAUAAAUGGUCAACCUUAUACAGUUAAUUUGUCUACUUUACCGGCUGAUAUAACUUUAAAUACUUUUAUAAGAGAACAUGCUAAACUUACCGCCACAAAAUUUAUGUGCUUGGAAGGUGGUUGUGGUGCAUGUGUGGUCGCUAUUAAAGGAAAACAUCCCGUCACAGGCGAAAUGAAAACAUGGGCUGCGAAUUCGUGCCUGACAUUGUUAAAUUGUUGUGCCGAUUGGGAAAUUACAACCAACGAAGGACUCGGAAAUAAGCGCAAUGGCUAUCAUCCUAUACAAAAACGCUUGGCUAAAAUGAAUGGAUCACAAUGUGGGUUCUGUACCUCGGGAUUUGUUAUGAACAUGUAUGGUUUACUAGAAUCUAAAGCUGGAAAGGUCAGCAUGGCGGAGGUGGAGAAUUCCUUUGGAGGCAAUAUAUGUCGUUGUACCGGCUAUAGACCCAUUUUGGAUGCCAUGAAAUCAUUUGCUGUGGAUAGUAAUAUUCAGGUUCCAGAAGAAUGUCAAGACAUUGAAGACCUUUCAAAUAAAAAAUGUCCCAAAACGGGUCAAUUGUGUGCUGGUUCAUGUCACAAACCCCUUAAAUAUUUGACAUAUGAUGAUGGGUGUGAAUGGCAUUGGCCAAAAAACCUCACCGAACUAUUCGACAUCAUUUCGAAAAUCAACACAAAUGACGAAUAUAUGUUGGUAGCCGGCAACACAGCCCACGGCGUAUACAGGAGAUCGGAAAAUAUAAAACAGUUCAUUGAUGUAAAUGCCAUAAGUGAUUUAAAAAAUCAUGAGCUUACCAAUGAUUACUUAAAAUUGGGUGCUAAUUUAAGUCUCACUGAAACAAUGGAUAUUUUUGUUGAAGCUUCUAAGAAAUCUGGUUUCGAAUAUUGUGAGCAAUUAUGGAAUCACUUUGACCUAAUAGCAAAUGUUCCUGUAAGAAACUCAGGCACUUUAGCAGGCAAUAUUUCAACAAAGAAAAGUUAUUCGGAAUUUCCAUCGGAUGUAUUUAUUACAUUUGAAACAUUGGAUGCACAAGUGCUCGUUAAUUUGGAUGCAGUAAAACAGGAAGCUAUGUCUUUAUCCGAGUUUUUAAAGAACAAUACACCGAAAAUGGUCAUUAAUGCAUUCAUAUUAAAAGCUUAUCCCAAGGAUAAAUAUAUAUUCAAAUCAUAUAAGAUUAUGCCCCGUGCCCAAAAUGCUCACGCUUUUGUCAAUGCAGGGUUUUUAUUUGAUGUCGAAAAAUCAGGAAAAGUAAAUAAUGUCCGCAUUUGUUUUGGUGGUAUAACGCCAGAAUUCGUUCAUGCCUCUAGUGUUGAGGAGCUUCUCAAAGGCGAAAUAUUUCACGAUAAAGCUGUCGUUGAGAAGAUAUUUUCGGAGUUGUCAAAUAUUUUGCAACCUAACGCAAUUUUGCCUGAUCCUUCUCCUGAAUAUCGUCGAAAACUUGCCUGUGGUCUCAUGCUAAAAUGUCUCCUAGACAUUGCGCCAUCCGAUAAAGUAAAACCAGAAUUUAAAAGUGGUGGUCAAAUAUUAAAACGUGAUCUCUCUUCGGGUUUGCAAACAUUUGAGUCCCAAAAAAAUAAUUACCCUAUUACACAGCCUUUACAAAAAGUUGAAGCAAUAAUUCAAUGCUCCGGUGAAGCUACGUACAUGAACGAUGUUUUAACUACAGAUAAUUCUGUACAUUGUGCCUUUGUUAAUGCUACAAAAGUCGGAGCAUCUAUCGAACAAAUCGAUGCAUCCGAAGCCUUGAAAAUGCCAGGUGUUAUUGCUUUUUAUUCAGCAAAAGAUAUACCUGGUUCAAAUACCACUGUUGAUCCUGAAUUCGGCUACGAAGUUGAGGAAUUGUUUACAGCCGAGAUUGUACGCUACUAUGAUCAACCGCUGGGCAUGGUGGUUGCUGUUACAAGCGAUAUUGCCAAUAGAGCAGCUUCUAAAAUAAAAGUCAUCUACUCAAAAGGUAGUGACUUGAUAAUGCCAACCUUGGGAGACGUUUUCGCUAAUAACAGAAUGGAUCGAGUACAUAAUGUCGCUCCUUCGGAUAUUAAGGACAUUAAAUUAACUGAUAAUGCUGACAUAACAGGAAAAGGAAUCUUUGAAAUGGGUUUGCAGUACCAUUUCACUAUGGAACCACAAACAUGUGUUGCAGUUCCAUUCGAAGAUGGACUUCAAGUAUGGGCCACCACUCAAUGGAUAGAUCAUACACAAAGUGUUAUUUCGAAAAUGCUGCAAAUGAAAGCUGCUGACAUUCAAAUGAAAGUCAGACGUCUUGGCGGUGGAUAUGGCAGUAAGAUCUCCCGGGGAAAUGCUGUUGCUUGCGCCGCUUCUUUGGCAGCAUACAAACUUAACCGACCUGCACGAUUUGUGCAAUCCAUUGAAUCUAUGAUGAAUUCAAAUGGCAAGCGAUGGGGCUGUCGUUCAGAUUAUGAAUUUCACGUUAAAUCAAAUGGCAAAAUUGUUGGUUUAAAAAAUAUUUUCUAUGAAGAUGCUGGUUGCACCCUUAAUGAAAAUCCUGUCCCAGACCUUUCAACAUUAUGCGCAAAAAACUGUUAUGCUUUCACGGCAGACAAUUACAAAUUAGAGGGAAACUCUGUUAUCACCGAUGCCACCAGUUCCACUUGGUGUCGUGCCCCAGGUUCUGUUGAAGGGAUUGCUAUGAUUGAAAACAUAUUGGAACAUAUUGCUUUUGAGACUAACGUAGACCCUGCCGAUGCUCGUCUUGUUAAUUUACAAUCAGGUCAUAAAAUGAAUGAGUUAUUGCCACGUUUUCUGAAAUCGACUGAAUAUAGAAAACGACGACAAGAAAUUGACAGUUUUAAUGAAAAAAAUAGAUGGAUUAAACGAGGUUUGGGUUUAGCAAUUAUUGAUUACCCCCUUCUUUAUUUUGGUCAGUAUCCCGCCACAGUUUCCAUUUAUCACACUGAUGGUUCGGUGGUGAUAUCUCAUGGUGGAAUAGAAAUGGGCCAAGGUAUGAAUACGAAAAUAACUCAGGUUGCAGCUUACGUAUUAGGAAUUCCUGUAGAAUUUGUGAAAAUUGAAGCAAGCGAUACCUUGAAUGGAGCCAAUUCAAUGGUUACUGGAGGAAGUGUGGGUAGUGAAAGUGUUUGUUUCGCUGUUCGAAAGGCUUGCAAUACCUUAAACGAUCGCUUGAAACCUAUAAAAGAAUCUCUAAAAAACAACGCUACUUGGGCGCAGGUUGUACAAACAGCUUGGGUAAAAAACAUAAAUCUAAUUGCCAGUGAUCAUUAUAAAGUGGGUGAUAUGCAAAACUAUAAUAUUUACGGUUUAUCUCUUACCGAACUUGAAGUAGAUAUUUUAACGGGUAAUCACUUAAUCAAACGAGUUGAUAUAUUAGAAGAUGCUGGUGAAAGUUUAAAUCCUUACAUUGACAUUGGACAAAUAGAAGGAGCGUUCGUUAUGUGUUUGGGCUAUUGGCUAACUGAACAACUGGUAUAUGACCGCACCACUGGCCAAUUAAUGACUAAUCGCACGUGGAACUAUAAACCACCCGGUGCAAAGGAUAUUCCUAUUGAUUUUCGCAUUGAACUUUUGCCUGGUAGUCCGAACCCUGCUGGGUUUCUACGUUCUAAAGCAACAGGCGAACCUCCCAGCUGUCUAGCAAUCAGUGCAAUUUUUGCUAAGGAACAUGCCUUGCAUUCGGCACGCAAGGACGCCGGUCUUAAGAAAGAAUGGAUUCGUUUCGGAGCACCAACUACUCCCGAAACUUUUGUUUUGAAUGCUGGUAAUGAUAUAUCUGCUUUCUCCUUAGAAUAAUUAUAAUAUAUUUACACAUGUAUAAUGUGCAUACUUAAAUAGAUAUAUUGCUAAUUAACAUUUUUUUCUAAUGUUAGCUUGCAUCAAUUUGCAAAUAUAUCAGGUACAAUUUGCAUUUAAAAUUGUAGUGAUAUCUAUAAUCAAUAAACUAAGGUGUUGGUUGCAUUAAUAAA